Messenger RNA from Chelonus insularis, 735 nucleotides. RefSeq names its product glutathione S-transferase-like (gene GstS4). NCBI's taxonomy places the organism in Eukaryota, Metazoa, Arthropoda, Insecta, Hymenoptera, Braconidae. The record is from RefSeq and is a predicted model, not a curated record. The transcript is spliced from 4 exons. Gene Ontology annotation, biological process: glutathione metabolic process. The coding region runs from base 1 to 615 and encodes 204 amino acids. Gene Ontology annotation, molecular function: glutathione transferase activity.
AUGAUGCGGACGUAUAAGUUGACCUACUUUAAUGUCAUGGGUCUGGGAGAACCCAUACGAUUCUUGCUGAGUUACGGUGGAUAUAAAUUUGAAGAUAUUCGAAUUGCACGUGAAGAGUGGCCGAAAAUGAAAGCAAGCACACCUUUUGGACAACUACCAGUUUUAGAAAUCGAUGGAAAGCCAUAUGGCCAAACACUACCUAUCUGCCGUUUUCUGGCAAAAGAAUUAGAUUUAAAUGGUAAAACGGACGUUGAUGAUUUAGAAAUUGGUUGUGUUGCUCAUGCUCUUCAUGAUCUAAGAAAACAGGUUGCUUUAUUCUAUUUAGAGACUGAUUCGGCGAUAAAGGCCACUAAAAAAGCAGAACUUAUUAAGAAUACAUUGCCCUUCUAUUUGGAAAAGUUUGAAAAUAUUGCAGCAAAAAAUAAAGGCUAUUUCCAUGAUGGCAAACUGAGUUAUGCUGAUCUCUUCUUUGUUGCAAUCCAUGAUUCCAUUCAGAAUGUUUGCGAAGUGAAUAUUACAGAAAACAGACCCAAUCUUCAGAGUAUUAGAGAGAAAGUAUUAUCUAUUCCUCAAAUUAAAGUAUGGGUUGAUAAACGACCUAAAUUAGAAUUUUAAGUAUUGAGAUAUCAUCAGAUUGUUUAUGACUUAACAUUUAUAACAUAAGUUUUUUUAAUACAUUCCAACUGAAAUAUCUUAUAAUAAAAAUACUUUUAAAAAACUAUUCAUUGUUUUUAA